Molecule: messenger RNA, 1327 nt
Organism: Helobdella robusta
Lineage: Eukaryota; Metazoa; Annelida; Clitellata; Rhynchobdellida; Glossiphoniidae
Exons: 2
Coding region: 85-1092 (335 amino acids)
Biological process (GO): response to heat; protein refolding
Molecular function (GO): protein folding chaperone
Source: RefSeq, a predicted model, not a curated record
AAAUAAGUACUGGAACGGGAAUUUUAACAUUUUCAAUUUUUAUGUUUUAUUAAAAUAGAAACAAAAGCGGAGAAAGAAAGCAAGAUGGCUGACCAGCAAAUGCAGCAGAGAUCUUCGUCGGAGUUGCUGACCUCCGAAAAGGAGCAGCUGGAACGGGAGCAGAGCAAACAGCAGAUCAACGAAGAGCAGUUCAAUCGGAAGGAACAACAAAUCACCCAGCAGCUGAUCACGACUCAACAGCAACACGAACAAAAACUAAUCGAGCAGCAGCAGCAGCUGACUCAGCAGCAGCAGCGUCAGGAGCAGAAACAAGUUUCCACUACGACGUCAUCAACGAUGUCGCCAUCAGGCGCCAAAACCGUCAAAACAUCCAAGAAAACAGUCACCUCCAAGAAAACAACAUCUAAAACAACAAAAUCAACAAAAUCAUCAACGUCGUCGUCAUCCUCCUCCUCAAUGACGUCAGCAACACCGGAAAGACAUCAAGAACCGAUAUCGACAAUAACGUCAACAUCGUCGUCGUCAUCGUCACAGUCGGCCACCAGUCGGCAGGUGGUCAUCCAUUCGAGCGGCGAGACCUACAGCCAGCACAGGGCUCACUAUUCGAGGACGGGCGAAAUCUCGCAACAAGUUAAAUCCGACCUUGACCCGUCCCAACAAAUUUUUCAGAUCCUUCUACCAACCACUCCAGAAAAUGCCGCAGCUACAGUCAUACAUCUCCGUCCGGAAAACUUAACGAGUGCCGGAAAUGACGGAGGUAAGGAACAAACCGCCAUACUAAAUUUCAACAUGUCGGAAUUUGAAUCGCAGUCGAUAGAUGUUAGAACGGAUGGAAACAAAGUUGAGGUACACGCUACAAAAAAGCACGUCAAUCCUGACGGUGAAGAAAGGAAGGAAGAAUUUUCCAGAAUCUACGAACUCCCAACCGGAGAUGACUUAGAUCCGGCCACAUUGCAAACAUCCCUUUACCAAGAUGGCGUCCUAACUAUCGAACUUCCGAUUAGGGUUGAUAUCACGGGCCCCAACGGUAACGUCACUGGGGAUGGCAGUGGUCUAUCUGGGGGCUCUUUGACCAUUACUGAAGUUAAAUAAUAGAUGAGAUUAUUUCUCAUAUAAUGUUUUUUUUUUGUUUUCAAUUUAUGAGUAUUAUAAGUAGAUGGGAGAUAAUUUUCGUUUUCAAUUGCCAAAAUAAUACUUAAAUGAACAAUUUAAUUGAUAAUAAAAUCGAUUUAUGAUCUGGUUAAUUAUCUAAUUAAUUAAUUAAUUUAUUAAUUAAUUUAUUUAUUGAUUAAUUUUACAAUUAGUUUUAGCAUAUUUAAAUUAAACA